Messenger RNA from Gastrolobium bilobum, 513 nucleotides. RefSeq lists its product as uncharacterized. The record is from RefSeq and is a predicted model, not a curated record. The transcript has a single exon. Bases 1 to 513 code for a protein of 170 amino acids. NCBI's taxonomy places the organism in Eukaryota, Viridiplantae, Streptophyta, Magnoliopsida, Fabales, Fabaceae.
AUGUUUAAAAAGCUGCAAAUAAAUAUUCCAUUCGUUCAAGCUUUAGAAAAUAUGUUGAGUUAUGCAAAGUUUAUGAAGAGCUUGCUUUUAAGAAAGCACAAGCUUAAAGAAGAAAUGGAAAUGGUAGCUUUAGCAGUAGAAUGCAGUGCUAUCAUUCAAAAGAAAAUACCACCAAAGCUUAAAGAUCCUGGUAGUUUCAGCAUAUCUUGCACUAUUGGGAAUGUUCAUGUGGGUAAAGCACUUUGUUACCUAGGGGCGAGCAUCAAUUUGAUGCCACUUUCUUUUGCUAAAUCUUUGGGAAUCACUGAACUGAAAUCUACACUUCUGUUGCUGCAACUUGCAAACAGAUCUAUCAAGAAAUCUGAAGGUGUGGUUGAAGAUGUGUGGGUAAAAGUAAAUGAUUACAUUUUCCCUGCAGAUUUUGUGGUUUUAGAAAUGGAAGCAGAUAAUGAAGUACCUUAUCUUUUAGGAAGACCUUUCUUAGCCACAACUAGAGUCUUAAUUGAUGUCUAG